Molecule: messenger RNA, 4576 nt
Organism: Scatophagus argus
Lineage: Eukaryota; Metazoa; Chordata; Actinopteri; Scatophagidae
Gene: pprc1
Product: PPARG related coactivator 1
Exons: 14
Coding region: 137-4201 (1354 amino acids)
Biological process (GO): positive regulation of transcription by RNA polymerase II
Cellular component (GO): nucleus
Molecular function (GO): RNA binding; transcription factor binding
Source: RefSeq, a predicted model, not a curated record
GAACCCCAGCGUCAUUUUGCGUCAUUUUACCGGGAAUGUCUGACCACGUGUCUCCUGCCGGUGUGCUAGUUCCUCCAAUGCGCGAUUCAUCGCUUUUCAUUCCGAAACAAGUUGGGGUAGGGAGUGCACUUGCAAGAUGGCGGCGCGGUGGGGAGCAGGCGAGGAGACUUUAACUGCGUGCAAUAUGGAAUUUUUCCCCAUGGAUACACUAGACGAGACUGCUGUGCUCAGCUCUGGAGAAACUCUGGAGGCCUUACAAAGCUGCUUAGAUCCUUCCAUUCUUUCUAUCUUUGAGGACACACCGACAGUAGAGACAAAAGGAUUAGACGAUGAGAGUGAAGCCACGCUGCUAACCGCCCUGACGGAGAUCCUUGACAAUGUGGAUGAUGAGAACCUGUCCCCAUUUGACACACUGCCUGACUCAGACCUGCUGUCAGGUCAGAAGGGCAGGGAACACUCUCCGCUCAGGAGAUUGCUCUGUCUGUCCCGAUCCCCUCCAGAGAAAGAUGCCAUUUUUAGCACAAGACCCUUACCAGCUGGAAAGAGCCUACCCAGGAUACAAGCAGACUCUCUCCAGAGGAGUGAUGGGGAAGAAGAGGAAGAUGGCUCCCUCACUCUGAGCCCGGUGGGGCAUGAGUCAUCUAUUGACAACAACUUGCUGGACUGGGAAGGCCUGACCCUCCCACUUCCUGUCACCUUUGAGCAGCAGGGGGAAGAUGGUCUUUCAGUUAGCCUUGGGGACUUGGUCAGGCAUAUGCAUCCAUACUGUAUGACCCUUUGUGUGGAGAAUGAAGAGGGGGAGCAGAUGUUACCCGAGGGCGGCAUCUUGUUGGAGGUUGUGGACCAGGGGGAAAACGGAGAGGCUAUCUUGGCCAUCCCUGACCUGGAUCUUUCCGUCUCUCAGCCAUAUGAAGAGCAGUCUUCAGAAAAGGAGCAGAAAGUUUCAGAUGACGGAGAAGUAGUGGCCUCUGAAAAUUCUGAGCAUAUAGUCGUCGAUGAUGAUGAAGAAGAUAUAACAGCCAGCCAUGCUCCACUGAAGGUUGCAGCCCCUGUGACGCUAGACCUGUGUUCAGAUAUUAAAGAUGAGACAAUCAUAAAGAGGCAGACAGAAGAGAUUAAAGAGAGAAGCCCCUCUCGGAGAAAAAAGAAAAAGAAAUGCAAGGAACAAUGUCAACCCAAACCUGCGGAGGGAAGGGUCCUUAGGAGUGGCACAGUAAGAAGUACAGUUCAGGAAUUGCCCAAAAAGCCUGAAAAAAGGUCAUUAAAAAAGGAGAAGAAACCCCUAAAGGUUCCUCUUGCUUCAGCUCCUGUUUUGCCCUCUGUAAAACCUAAGAAAUUAAAUUCAUGCCAAACUGAAACACAAGCAGAAAUCACAACUGCUACACGAUUGCCUGAAACAAAUGUGCAAGUUGCCACAUCUUUGUCAUCCAGACAGGAAAUGACUGCGUUAAAGGCUAGUCCUGAGCAAAGUCAGACUAACUGUUCACCCACAGCAGUGAUCUCCCAACAGCCUGAAGAAACACCUAAACAGCUGUCUCUGGCCCCUGAGAAGCUGGAAGUCUCAUCAGCAGCGUCCUCUGCUGUCCUUCCUCCGGUGCCUUCAGAGGGCCCUGCAGCUGCUCCCAGUCCCGUCUUACCUGAGAUGACAUCACCUGUUAGGGAGGCUGUCCCUCCUGUGGCCCUUGCAGUCUCAGAGCCAAAGCCCAAAUCACUCAGUCUAGCUGAGUACCGGCGGCUCAGACAGCAGAAAAAGCCAGCUCCAGUGGAAAAUCAAGACAACGGCAAAGUCUCCAAGUGGCCCAGCCUUCCUGAGCCUCCCAAAGAGCUUCUCCCUAUUCCCUGCCUGCCUGACCCCAGCCCAAAGGAUCCUCGUCGCCCAAACCCCCAGGUGGCAAAGAAGGAAGUGGAGGAGGUCAGACCUGCCUGGCAGCCAAGGGGACCAUGUGCACCACCCACCCCUGAGGCACUGUUGGUGCCACCAGCCUAUAUGGUUGUGUCAUCCAGCAAGGCUUCAGGUGGCAUGUCUGUUCCUAAACCCCAGCAAACACCUGAACCCUCUAAAACUUCCCUACCCCCCAAACCCUCAAGCCCUGCUGCUAAUUCAGUGAAGAGUUUACCCACACCUCAACUCACCACCGCAGUACCUAGUGUGCCUCAGAAAUCUAGUUCCACAGCUUCUUUAAAACCUCAUUCUCAGAUCAUGUCAGCAGCAGAUGGGAAAACCUCUCCUGCAUUUUCAGGGGAAAGGGGUGAAGUCGAUGUAAGGCCUCAAUCUCUGCCUGUGUCUCCUAAGCUUGUAGAGCUCAUUAAAACCUGUCCUAAAACCACUACAGAGGCGAUCAAGCUCACAGAUGCUACAUUGUCUGCUCCCAGUGUCCCCCCGAAGAUCACAGUUGUUUACCAGAACGUGCCUGAGGUCAAUGCUUCCACUCUGACGGAUAACCCCAUCACAUCUGAUAGCAAGUACUCCAAAGCCAGUGGUACUGGACCAGCUCGUGUUAGUCAUUCCUCAGACUCUCCGAGUCUAAAGGCGGAACCUGUUAUACUUGAAACUAAAGGGACACCCACUACAGCAGUGAAGCCGCAAACGGUGAAGAGCUCCACACAGGAGCUGAUAGAGGCCUUCACCAGUGAGAUAGGCAUUGAAGCAUCUGAUCUGACCAGCUUGCUGGAGCAGUUUGAGGAAACACAAGCCAAGGAGCAGCAAUGUGUGCCGGGGGUCUCUGGUAGAGCAGCAGCUGUAGGAAACUCUAGUGUUGACUUGGCUCCAGAGAAAACAGUUGUGGAGCGUGUGAGAGCUAAUGACCUCUCAAGUACUGCAGCUCUGACUCCCCCAGCCACUCCUCCCCAUCAAAUGUGGAAACCCCUGGCCCCUGUGGCCCUGCUGGGGAAGAGCAAGGCUGCUGAGGCCUACAAGUCGAGCCCCUCCAAGGUUAUCCAGAUAGAGGCCCGGCCUCUGCCCGCAGUCAGAUCCCGCAGCAGCAGACCCACUUCUGUUGCCACGGCCGCCCCCGAAGUGGCUUGCAUGGAUCACGACUAUUGCCUCCCCAGCAAAGGCACCGGAGAGACAGGCAAGCGCUGGAAUGUGAAACAACAAUCGUUUAUCACUAUUAGACCCAUCAAGGCCACUGCAACCACUACACAAACACCCCCAGCUACACCAGCAUCGUCUGCCCAGUCUACCACAAAUGUUGCGGUUACACGCAAAACACAAGAUUUUCCGCUGAUGGGGUCCCUGGAUCAUAUGACUGAUCACAGGAGGGAGAGAAGCUCAGUUCUGGAGACUCCUGAUGCUUCGCCUGCUCGGCAGGACACUGAUGCCACUGUUAAAGAAGGAAGCCCCAGGAGAGGUCCUUUUGGGAGGUCCUACCGUCAACACGCUGCUUCUCGCACACCUAGCCCCGUAUCUAGUCCCAAAGAAAGGACCGGAGGUCGGUCUAGAAAAAGAAGAUCCCAUCGUUCUCCCAGCCCCAUGUCCAGUGGUUCAGAGUCAGACUCCCAUUCAUCUCGAUCUCGGUCUAGAUCAAAUUCUCCAUCUAAGAAAAGGUAUCGCCCCCGUCACUCUAGGAGUAGUUCCAGCUCCUCAUCUGGUUCCUCAUCUCGCUCCUCUCCCUCUGUGUCCCACUCCCCUCCCAGGAGGAGGAGGAGGUACUCUUAUUCCUCCUCUCGCUCUGGUUCUUGGAGUCGCUCUAGGUCGCGGUCUCAAUCCCCUCAGAGACAAUCACAGUGGAGCAGAAGAUUGUACAGACCCUCAUGCAGGCCCAGCUAUGGUCACAGUGUAAAUACAAAUACGGAAAGAACAAAGAAAUGCAAGGAGAAAGCCAUUGAGGAGCGGCGCGUUGUUUACGUUGGUCGAAUUCGGGGAACAAUGACCCAAAAAGAACUUAAGGAGCGCUUCUCCUUAUUUGGCGAGAUUGAAGAAUGUACCCUGCACUUCAGAGACCAGGGGGACAACUAUGGCUUUGUGACUUAUUACAACACCAAGGAUGCUUUCACAGCCAUCGAGAAUGGAAGCAAGCUGCGCAAGCCUGAUGAACUGCCAUUUGAUCUCUGUUUUGGUGGAAGGAGACAGUUCUGCCAAACCAGCUACGCUGACCUAGAUUCGAAUAGAGAGUACGAUCCAUUGCCUGCGAGAGGCAAGUUUCAUGCACUAGACUUCGACACUUUACUGAAGCAGGCCCAGCAGAAUCUGAAGAGGUAACAAGAGGCCUGCAGCAGGAGGCAGCUGACACUUACCUCAGAGCCAACGGUUGGCUCCUCACCUGCAACACUGUCUUUACAUUUUAGUUGUUGCAUUACUUUUGCAUAAUUUGUUUUUGUUUUAUUUUGUUUCUGCAAGCUAACACCUUCUAUUGAAGUGAAGAUUUGUAAUGAAAGCAGUAAAAGAAAAAAAAUGGAAUAAGUAAAAUAAAAUAAUUUUUAAAAAGUUUAUUUAAAUGUAAAAUCAAAUUUGAAUUGUAUGGAGAGAAACAUUUUUAAAAGCAGAAAGGGGUAAGUGGAAUGAAACUCCCUAAAUACUGGGAGAGGUUGUAAUACGUUUGAAUGUACUGCAAACCUAAAUAAAAAGAGAACUCAA